Messenger RNA from Phytomonas sp. Hart1, 905 nucleotides. Lineage: Eukaryota; Euglenozoa; Kinetoplastea; Trypanosomatida; Trypanosomatidae. The record is from the annotation of a GenBank genome assembly.
AUGACAAAAAUCAAAACGCUUUUUAUUCGCUCCCCUGUCAUAUCCAGCCGCCAUGAGCUUGUUAAUUCCUUCUUAUUUAGCCUACGUGAGGAGCUCGAAAUCGCGGCGUGGUACACUGCAGACGAUCAUCUGCUUCGUGCAAACUCCCCGGUGGAGGUUUUUUAUGCGGCCUCCUCGCGAAAGCCAUAUUUUUUGCUCGAAUUUCGCCAUCCCACGGAGGACGAGCGCCGACGUUGUAAAAAAAAUCCACCAAACCCUUCUCAAGAAUCCCCUUCCGCGCCUCUUCCGGGUGGAAACUCGAACAAUCUUAGCUCGAUAUCGGUCCCCCACGACGAUUCUGCACCACAAGUCGAAACAAUUUCGCCAAACGUCGAAUCGACCCAUUCCACGCCGUCCUCUGUGGAUUUAAACAACAAAUCCACUAUUUCCCCUCAACCAACGGAGGAUUUCUUACAGGCGUGCACGGAUAAACUGCUUUCGUUAAGUUCACAUUUGUAUAAAGAGCGUCCGGUGGAAAUAAGCCUCGCCCCGGAAGGGAUUACAGUUGAAUCUAAACGAGAAAAACUUCGAUUACGGGAUGCUUCCUCGGUACAUUAUUCAAACUAUGAUAAAAAGGAAAAUACUGAGUUAACGACAAACGCCUUUAAAAGAGAAAGGAAAAAGCCAACAACAUCCACAAGAACUACCUUAACAUCGUUCAUACCGCGAGCGGUUAGAAGGCAGCGAACCGAGUAAAUUUAUUCUUGGAAAUAUAGAUGAAAACUACACAGACAAUAGAAUAAAUAGGCUUUUCACUUGCCUUUUGUGUGUGUGUGUGUGUUUUAGCUUUUCCUAUUCGUUUACUUUGAAGUAUUUCAACUUACGCGACAUUUGAAUAUUAAGAAGCAUUCUAACAAAACAAUAAA